Molecule: messenger RNA, 755 nt
Organism: Aspergillus caelatus
Lineage: Eukaryota; Fungi; Ascomycota; Eurotiomycetes; Eurotiales; Aspergillaceae
Product: cyclin-dependent protein kinase regulatory subunit CKS1
Exons: 5
Coding region: 218-562 (114 amino acids)
Biological process (GO): regulation of mitotic cell cycle
Cellular component (GO): cyclin-dependent protein kinase holoenzyme complex; SCF ubiquitin ligase complex
Molecular function (GO): histone binding; ubiquitin binding; cyclin-dependent protein serine/threonine kinase activator activity
Source: RefSeq, a predicted model, not a curated record
UCUUGCGGUCCUGAUCCGAUCUGCUUCCUACUUGCUCCUCAAGCUGGUGAACGCCAAAUUACACCAACUCGCGACCAAAGACGCACAUCAGCUGCGAACAAGUCGCCAAAAAAGCCGUGCGUCAGUUACAUUCCACCCAAGUCAUUUCAUUGAAGGUUUUCGAUCCAUAGUUAGAAGUUGUUCUAUCCGCAUCACUGCACGCUCCUCAUCGUUCCAGAUGGACAUCGAUAUGAGUAGGAGGAAUAAGAAGCCCCGCCUUCUACUGGAAUCCGAACGAGAAAGGCUCGAGGAAUUCAUCGAUUCUAUCCACUACUCCGCAAGAUAUUCCGAUGAUCAAUUUGAAUACCGUCAUGUUCAGCUCCCCAAAAACAUGCUUAAAAAGAUUCCGGCCGACUACUUUGACAGCUCGAAAGGAACUCUUAAACUGCUCUGGGAAGAGGAGUGGAGAGCCCUGGGCAUUACACAGAGCUUGGGUUGGGAGCACUACGAAGUUCAUGAGCCGGAACCGCACAUUCUGCUAUUCAAGCGCCCCCUCAACUACCAGCCACCAAUGUCACAGUAAAUAUACCUCGAGUUCGAUGGUCAAUAUUUAGCCUUUCUCUUCUCAUUUCCCCAUUGCUUGGACGAGCAAACGGCCGCGAAAUAAGGUGCGGAGUAUGCAUAAAUGAGAUUGUUCUUAGGCAAUCAGGUGCUUCUUGCAUGAAGUUUCGACAAGAAAUAUAAUUCAAUGCUGCUAGAAGAUACCUCGUUUGUCG